CUUCCCUCCCCAUUCAAGCGAGAAAGGUGAAUCGAUUUUCCUUCUCUCCCUCUCUCUGAAGUCCGAUCUCGAUCUGUUAUUCUUCUUGUCAUAUAGAAAUCAUGGGAUUUUCGAAGGAACAUCAGUUCCUGACGGAGCUGGGACUCCGUCCACGCAAUCAAGGCUCUUACGUUAGCGGCGUCUGGAGAGGAAACGGCUCCGUUAUAACGUCCUCUAAUCCCUCCAAUAAGCAGCCCAUUGCGGAGGUAGUGGAAGCAUCUAUUCAAGAUUAUGAGGAUGGCUUGCAAGCUUGCAAUGAAGCAGCGAAGAUAUGGAUGCAAAUUCCUGCACCAAAGAGGGGUGAGAUUGUCAGGCAGAUAGGUGAAGCGUUGAGAGUCAAAUUGCAGCAUCUUGGCAGACUUGUAUCACUCGAGAUGGGAAAAAUACUUCCUGAAGGAGUAGGGGAGGUUCAAGAAAUUAUCGACAUGUGUGAUUAUGCUGUUGGGUUAAGUAGGCAACUGAGUGGAUUAAUCAUACCUUCAGAACGUCCCAAUCAUAUGAUGAUGGAGGUGUGGAAUCCACUGGGAAUUGUAGGUGUAAUUACAGCUUUCAACUUCCCAUGUGCUGUUCUUGGAUGGAAUGCCUGCAUUGCUUUAGUCUGCGGUAAUUGCGUUGUUUGGAAAGGUGCUCCAACAACUCCAUUGAUUACUAUUGCAAUGACAGAAAUAGUUGCUGGGGUUCUAGAGAAGAACAAUUUACCAGGUGCAAUUUUCACUUCCUUUUGUGGUGGAGCUGAAAUUGGUCAAGCAAUAGCUAAAGAUGCACGCAUUCCUCUCGUCUCCUUCACUGGAAGUACCAAGGUGGGGCUAAUGGUUCAGCACACAGUUAACGAGAGAUUUGGCAAAUGCUUACUUGAACUAAGUGGAAAUAAUGCUAUAAUAGUCAUGGACGAUGCCGACAUUCAGCUAGCUGUGCGUUCUGUUCUAUUUGCCGCUGUUGGUACAGCUGGCCAGCGUUGCACGACAUGUCGUAGGCUGCUUCUUCAUGAAAGCAUAUAUCAAAAUGUACUUGAUCAGCUGGUUGGAGUUUACAAGCAAGUGAAGAUUGGGGAUCCUUUAGAGAAAGGUACCUUGCUAGGACCCCUGCAUACUUCUGCUUCAAAGGAGAACUUUGUGAAAGGCAUCCAAGUCAUAAAAUCUCAGGGAGGAAAGAUCCUUGUCGGUGGAUCUGUUAUAGAAUCAGAGGGGAACUUUGUGCAGCCGACAAUUGUUGAGAUUUCUCCAACUGCACCUGUUGUGAAAGAAGAAUUGUUUGCUCCUGUUCUUUACGUCAUGAAAUUUCAGACUCUAAAAGAAGCGAUCGAAAUAAACAACUCUGUACCACAAGGAUUGAGUAGCUCAAUCUUCACCCGCAGACCUGAAAUUAUAUUCAAAUGGAUUGGGCCACAUGGCAGUGACUGUGGUAUAGUUAAUGUAAAUAUACCAACAAAUGGUGCCGAGAUAGGUGGCGCUUUUGGGGGUGAAAAGGCAACAGGAGGCGGCCGUGAAGCAGGAAGCGACUCUUGGAAACAAUACAUGCGGCGCUCAACAUGCACCAUCAACUAUGGAAAUGAACUACCGCUGGCGCAAGGAAUAAACUUUGGCUAAUGAUUCUGCUCUUGAACUAAAAAUCGGCAUCUGCCUCAGUUUAAAAUCUCAGCCUGGGAGAUGACUGGUAAUUACAAUGUCUGAAACUGAGAUUUGCUGCCAUUCCAGUUUUAUUGAAAAGAACAAGAGAAAGAAAUAAACGAAAAUAAGCAAUGGCUAUGGUUUGGUGGUA
Molecule: messenger RNA, 1797 nt
Organism: Magnolia sinica
Lineage: Eukaryota; Viridiplantae; Streptophyta; Magnoliopsida; Magnoliales; Magnoliaceae
Product: aldehyde dehydrogenase family 7 member B4
Exons: 15
Coding region: 102-1625 (507 amino acids)
Molecular function (GO): aldehyde dehydrogenase (NAD+) activity
Source: RefSeq, a predicted model, not a curated record